Rotaria sp. Silwood2 is the source of this 345-nucleotide messenger RNA. NCBI's taxonomy places the organism in Eukaryota, Metazoa, Rotifera, Eurotatoria, Philodinida, Philodinidae. The record is from the annotation of a GenBank genome assembly.
AUGAAUUUAACUGCUUUUCCAUCCUAUGAUACAAGUGGUUUUUCUACAGCACUUCAAAGUGGAUAUAUUGCAUACAACAAAAAUGGAUCAACAAUGACAAUUAGUACUAGUCCACCAUAUGUGUUUAACUUAUAUUCAUUUAUUACUUCUUCUGCUUUUCGAAAUCAGUUAAGAUUAACAAUGAUUGGAGAACGUUCAUCGAAAAUAUGGUAUUCUGCAACAUAUCCAUUAUACACACAUUGGCCACAAUUAAUCAAACUAAACUAUUUGAAUAUUGAUAGAAUUACCUUUUCAAUUAUUGAUUCAUCAAAGUUUGCAAUCGAUAAUUUGUGUAUCUCGAUGUAA